This is a messenger RNA of Lytechinus pictus (painted urchin), 1757 nucleotides long. Its product is annotated as acid-sensing ion channel 1-like. The coding region runs from base 262 to 1752 and encodes 496 amino acids. Gene Ontology annotation, cellular component: plasma membrane. The record is from RefSeq and is a predicted model, not a curated record. The transcript has 10 exons. Gene Ontology annotation, biological process: sodium ion transmembrane transport. Gene Ontology annotation, molecular function: ligand-gated sodium channel activity. Lineage: Eukaryota; Metazoa; Echinodermata; Echinoidea; Temnopleuroida; Toxopneustidae.
UCAUCCGAACAAUGUAUUCUUUUUAAGGUUUCAAGGCUUGCGCUGACAUGCCUUGAGAUCGGGGUUGUUAAUAAUUACAAUAUUACAUGCAAUCGCGACUUGGUUUAGUAUCCUCAAUACUGGUUCAAUCGAACAAGUAUUAUUUAGAUUCUUCUUGAUAAUACUGCUAUCAUAACCAUCAGCGGAUCAAGAAGAAAACCCUUCAAUCCAUUUCAAAGCCGACCGGGUUACUGAUGCGUCGACCUGCAGUAGGCCUAUAUCAUGCCGUUACAGCAAGUCCAGGUGUCACCUUUUGCAGGUGGGCCCAGGGCCUUCUCAGAUGGACCUGGACUUAAAGCGAUUAGUGGCUUAACUAAGCCUGGAUUCAAGGAUUUUCAUGUAGACAUCCCUCUGAGCAUGAAAUACAGGGACCGGGUGUCCUGGUUGGCCUUCUUCUACAAGUCAGUUCCCGAAGCGAUCGGGAUCGGGGGAUUAAAAUAUGUCUUCAAUCCCGCCGAAAUGAAACUUAGACGGUUAUUUUGGCUUUUCUUGAUCAUGGCAGCUUUCGUCCUUCUGCUUAUACAAAUUACCGAUAGAGCAAAACACCUGUCAAGAAAUCCUACAAGUGUGGAUGUAUAUCAAAACUAUACAGAGAGCCUUCCCUUCCCAACAGUGGCAAUUUGCAACUACAAUCAGUUAAAACGUUCCAUGGUAGAGGGUACAGAACUGGGAGAUUUUCUGGAGACAUACACAUUCGAUUAUCAUUCUAUCAAGACUAUGGAUACUUCGAGUCCAUUUUACCCACUAUUAAGCAAUCACACACUUUCCGAGAUUUUCACCAGCUACGGACAUCAGCUUGAGCAAACAGUUGAUUUGGCUAUCUUUGGGAAGACGAGAGUUCUUGAUCGUGACACUUACUUCUCGACAAAGAUUACCGACUUCGGCCUUUGCACUGUCUUUAACGACGCGGAGAGUGGGAAUCCACCUUUACUUAUCAAACGCCCUGGUGCUCUCAGUGGCUUGCAGCUUCAGUUAAAUGUCGAGGCAGCGGAAUACUUUUGGAAUCUAUCUUUCCGGCAGUCAUCCGGGUUCCAGAUUGUUAUAUAUGAAUACGGUUCACAACCACUCAUAGAAGACCAAGGCUUUGGGAUAGCACCCGGCACCCAUAGCCAUAUUGGGGUUGAAGUGAUAGAGGCUUUGAACCAGGAACCCCCUUACGGAUUGUGCCACGACAAACAACUGAAGUAUUUUGAUCGCUACGGAUACGCCGAGUGUUAUCUCGAGUGCAUGGCCAAUUUUUCUGUCAAUACUUGUGGAUGCUCAAGCUGUGGAGUAUUUAAUGUAAGUGACACACACGAAUGCUCUCUUUGGGAUACCUUCACGUGUGCGUCCAGAUCGUUCGCUGACUUUGUUGAGAACGGGACGUGUGAUUGUCCCGUGGCUUGCCGUGUCCUCACCUAUAAACCAUCCAUCUCAACCACCAAAUACCCGACCCCAUUAAUAGCCGAAUAUUACCAAUCCGCCAACCCUGAAUUGCAGCUUGGUGACUAUAUGAAGGAUAACAUAUGUUAUGUCUCUAUUUACUUCAAGGAGAUCAGCAUCAAACAAAUCACUCAGAAUAUCGAUUACAACUACUUCAGUUUUCUCUGUGACAUCGGUGGUUCUCUUGGCCUAUGGCUUGGUGGGAGCAUCUUGACUGUCUUUGAGAUUCUGGAUCUGUUUGGAAAUUCGAUGUACACCUACACCUUACGUUUUCAGAAUGUAAAGAAAUAGAUUUA